This is a messenger RNA of Chaetomium fimeti, 757 nucleotides long. RefSeq lists its product as uncharacterized. The record is from RefSeq and is a predicted model, not a curated record. Lineage: Eukaryota; Fungi; Ascomycota; Sordariomycetes; Sordariales; Chaetomiaceae. Bases 220 to 642 code for a protein of 140 amino acids. The transcript has a single exon.
AUAAGAGGUUAAACAAAUCAAUGUUGGUAAGCGCCGAUAGGUAGCUGCAACGGCGAGCGGGCGGGCGUGGCUUGCACCGACUCAGCCGGCCCCCCGGGAUGCCUGCCCACGGCACCCGCUUGGCAUCGGAAGCUCGCUUCCCAAACUCCCAAAAGCACCAAGAACCACCCUCCUCACCCCGCUCCCACUUAUUAAAGAGAGGGUUGAAACCUCGUCAAGAUGCCAUCCCGAACCAACAAAAAUCAGGGGCACGAUGCGACUGGUGUCCCUCGGUGUACACAGGAGUCGUUUAGGCCAUCGUCGGGCUCUCGCAAUGCAUGUUUUGCAUUUACUGCAGGCUCAACAUCCGCAUCCCUCAGGCACAGUUGCACGUUAUUGAUGCAAGCAGCGGUGAUCGGCAGUGUGCCUGCUCGUCAGGCCGAGUACACGACAGCAUGUCUGGCACUCUUUGCCGGACCCGACGGCAUGUGUGACGGGGGUUUUGGACACAGGCACGCCUCCGCUGCGGUGCCACUCCAAGGAAUGGCCGAGCGUGCGGGUUGUGCUACGGCCCGCUGGCAAUGGCAAGGCAAGGCGGGAACAUCCACUGCGGAGGAGAAAGAAGGCAUCUGCGCAACACACCAUCAUCGGCUCGCGGGUUGACAAGUAUGCCGUUGGCAUCGGCGAGCGGGGGGCGCAGGUGAGAAAAAGAAACACGGCUCGAGCAGGAAAAAGCUGUUGCAGGAUCGGGGCCGGUCCCCCUUCGAGGUUGACUGGC